Molecule: messenger RNA, 1488 nt
Organism: Penicillium paradoxum
Lineage: Eukaryota; Fungi; Ascomycota; Eurotiomycetes; Eurotiales; Aspergillaceae
Product: Transferase
Exons: 3
Coding region: 1-1488 (495 amino acids)
Source: RefSeq, a predicted model, not a curated record
AUGUUGUUCUGGGGUCAGUCGGCUGUAGCGCCAAUUCCCGGUGAUCGAGUGGUGCCACUUCAUUUUUUCGAGGAUAGCCUGCUUGUCCAGGGUAACAACAUGGCCGUGUCGCUCGUGUUUGAUGCAGUGCUAGACCCGGAAAUAUUGCGUGAGUCUCUCGGAGGCUUGGUUAAGCAAGAAGGUUGGCAAAGGCUAGGAGGCCGACUGAGAAAAAACGCCUCGGGUAAGAUCGAAUGGCAUAUUCCAGCCCAAUUUUCGGCUGACAGACCGGCGAUCUCCUUCGCGCAUGUCGACCACGGCAUGCCUGCCGCCUCGCACCCGGCAGCCUCCCGGAUACCAAAGCCACAGACGCGGCCCUGUGUUGUCGGCGAUCCGGACGAUUUAGAAGGCCUGGCAUGGGAGCCUGGAUACAAGCCCAACGGGAUCAAUGACUAUCUUACGGCUGACAUCCCUGUCGUGGGGCUGCGUGUCAACUCUUUCACCGACAAGACCGUCGUAGUUUUGCAAUGGCAACAUGUCGCUUUCGAUGCGCUCGGAUUACAAUAUGUUGUCGAGGGGUGGAGCUCGAUGCUUUGGGGCAAGGCAACCGAAGUAUUGACCCCGUGUGGCCUUGACUCAGAUCCGUUCAAUACUCUUCGCGAAGGUCUGCGUCCCACGACGGAAGAACAUGUCCUGAAAGAUAAAAGGGUUGGUUUAGGGGGAUUGCUGAGGUGGGGAUUGGGUUACGGUGUUGAUAUGGUGCUUCGAGCCAAGGAAAACCGCAUGGUCUGUAUUCCAGAGACGUACUGGCGAGCGCAGUGGGAGAAGGCCAUCGAGGAGCUUCGUGCCGAGGCUGCUGCGAACGGUGAGGAUCCCUCAAAGGUUUUCUUGACUGAAAACGACGUUUUAACAGCCUGGAUUUUGCGGUGUGUGGUUCGCGAGAUGGGAUCAAGCCCCGGGCGGACGGUAGCUGCAUCAAUUGCCAUGUCGCUCCGCAAAUCUUUUGAGGGUGAUCUCUUACCUUCCUCCGCCGAGCACCCUUACGUUGGUAAUGCCUUCGGUUGGGCCAACGUACUUGUCACCGCGGGUGAUGUAGAUACCAAGCCGCUGAGCUGGCUCGCACGGCAGGUCCGGCGCGCCAUCAACGAGCAGGGAACUCGUGCUCAACACGAGGCAUAUUAUGCCAUGGUUCGCACAUCCAGAACUGGUCUGCCAAUUGUCAUUGUUGGGGAUGGGGGUAUGGCCCAGGUUGGUUUCUCCAACUGGAGCAAGGCUGGCUUGUUCGACUUGGACUUUUCUCCGGCUCGUCGGGGACCCAGAAAUGACAGCUUGUCCUGUAAGCCCUCCUAUAUCCAGGAGAAUCAUGGCCCUGUCAAGCCCGCGGAUGGUUUCUUCAUCUUGGGGAAGGAUGAGAAGGGAAACUACUGGACUUCGGCGUGCAAGGUCAAGGGGCAGUGGGCAAAGUUUGAGGAGCAGCUGAAGGAAUUUGAUAUGUCUGAUUCGAAAUGA